AUGUCGCCCUUGGAAGAUCCCGAAUGCUCCAUCUGCUGUGUCGACAGCGCUGACCUGCCACCCGCCACCAUCCUUGUCGAGUGCCCCUUUUGCGCCAUGUACGAGUGCACUGUUUGUAUGGAGCGCAAUGCCGCGUCGUCCACCAAACCCGGACCCAUGUGCAUGAACUGCGACGGCCUCUACACACUCUCGACCCUGCAAAAACUCCCCAAAAUAGUCCGGGGUCUGUAUGAAAGUUGGAGUGCCCGGUACCUGCUUGCCCAGGACGAGGAACGCCGCUCCGACCCCGUUAUACGGGAGACGGUUGCUCUGAUCAAACGGUCCAUACGCGACGCCCAGGCGAAUGUCAUACUUUGCCGCUCAGACAAGACGAACGCAUCGAGUGGCAGUCUUCUUAUCGAACACGACCAGAACUCUUACUCUCACGUCACCGACACCUCUGCUGCUACCACCCUAGUGUCCAGUCGCAGACGAUUGGCAAGGCCGGGCUCUAGGGUCCACAAGGCCCACGGCAUCGCUAAGAAAAAACCAUCGUCGUUCCGUGCCAACUACAAGAACAGCAAGAACAAAUACCUAGCUCUUAUAGACCCCACUGUCCUGCCGGGCGCGUGGUCGGACUCUGGGGUGUUCAUCUAUGGUGCCGUGCCCGCCAAAACCGCGACCGCUAUAGUCACCCAGUUUCUCCGAGAGAUCACAGCAACACGAGAGCCAGCUGACGAUACUGGUCGAGAGGGCGCCUCUAGCCGUGUGCAGAUUGCGUGCCUCACCCCCGAGUGUCCGGGAUACCUGUCGUACCCUACAGGUUUGUGCUUCCAGUGCACCAAGGUGUACUGCCGUGCGUGUACCCAACCCCUAAAACUGACCCAGAUAGCUAAUGCUAUGCUUAUUGACAGUGUUCACCCGGAUUCCUCUUCGCUAACCCGGCUGGCAGCGCUUGCCGUGAAGGACCACACUUGUGACCCAGACCGGCUGGCCACCGAGAAACACCUGCGUGACACAACCACGGCGUGUCCGAACCCCAAGUGCGGCGCACGCGUCAGCAAAACCUGGGGGUGUGACCAGAUGUGGUGUACAAUGCCGAAUUGCCGCACCCUGUUCUCGUACAUGACGGGUAAACGCAUCACUAGUGGGUUCGUACACAACCCACACUACACACAGUACCUGCGAGCCGGCGGCGAGCGCGUUACGCUCGGUGCCGAGGACAUUCCAGGGGUUAACCCCGAUGCAACGACAACCACCAACACCGAUAAUGGACACCGGUGCGAGAACGACUUUGGUACCACGGCCGAAAAGGUUGGGGACCUGUACUACUCGAAUACCGUGGACGAUCUCAUGACGUAUCUGGUACAAAUCCGCGAUCUGGACCUACCGGCCCUGCUGGCGUUCCAGAGCCGUAUAUCUAGGGAUAACACCGUCCGGUAUUUGUGUGGGUUCAUGAGCGAGACGGCCUAUGUACGCUUGCUACGCACACACGACGAGCGCAUGGUAGUCGCGGCGUGUCUGUACACAUGCAUCCUGCAGUACACGGACCUGGGGGCUCAGUUGAUGUUGGACCUGUGUCUUGAGCACGAGCCCGAACCGGUUGUGGUGUCGGCAAUCGACAAACUCACCCGCAUGGUCACACAGACGACCAUGUCGGAGAUCCGCAAGAUUACCGGCAAGACGAUGUUGGUGACCGUGACGUCCAAGGAAGUGAUUGUGCCGCUAGCGGGCGUGGAGUUGUCAAAACGGACGUUUUAA
This is a messenger RNA of Sphaeroforma arctica JP610, 1740 nucleotides long. RefSeq lists its product as hypothetical. The transcript has a single exon. Lineage: Eukaryota; Ichthyosporea; Ichthyophonida. The record is from RefSeq and is a predicted model, not a curated record. The coding region runs from base 1 to 1740 and encodes 579 amino acids.